Messenger RNA from Alnus glutinosa, 1256 nucleotides. RefSeq names its product protein TAPETUM DETERMINANT 1-like. Gene Ontology annotation, biological process: cell fate determination. Bases 573 to 1124 code for a protein of 183 amino acids. The transcript is spliced from 4 exons. The record is from RefSeq and is a predicted model, not a curated record. Lineage: Eukaryota; Viridiplantae; Streptophyta; Magnoliopsida; Fagales; Betulaceae.
CAGCGUAAUAAAUGGAGGAAGGCUAUAGGGGUGUACUGGUGUUUUGUCAUUUGUGGCUUUAGCAGGAUCUGCACUGCCAUAUUUGUCUCUUGGGAGGCCGCCCUGCCUUGCUGUUGUGGAUUGGCUUUGCUUUUGCAUGCACAACCAACAGCGCCUCGCUCUCUGCUCUUUGUCCACUGUUCUCGCGCAGUAAAUUCCCACUGCGAACCGCCUUUUGUUUUCCCUAAUUUUCCAGGAAACUCCGCUUUUUCCUUUUCCGUCCGAGAGGGUUUUGAAUUGCGCUUCGUGUUCCGUGGAAAACCGUGUGUUCCAACUGUUGGAGUUUGCCUUUUACGUGCUUCGCUUCGUUUUUCUAGGUUCCUUAGGGUCUGGUUCAAAUCGCCGUCGUCUUGGCUACUCUAGUCCUAACUGUCCUAUUUCUAGCCCCGUGAGUGUGAGACUCGAGGUCCAAGCUGAACCGCUCGUUUGUUCACAUCGACGGCUGGUCCUUUUUCGGAGCUCUUCAAUCUACAGGGUUUCCGACUCACUCGCUCUAACCGAGUCUUCACCGAUUCCUUCGGUGUUUUCCAAGGAUGAGAGACUGCUUCUCGUCAUUCUCGAGGCUCCGAAUCGUCCCUCUGGCUUUAGCAGCGUCGUCGUUGACGUUCUUCUGCUGCUGCCUCUUCUUCUUCGGUGUCGUUUUUACGCCUGUGCUCCUGUCAGGUGUGGAGAGGAGCUCCGUCCUCCUCGUGGAGGGGGAGAACGCCACGUCACUCACUGCCCCUCAUCGGAAGCUUCUUGAACGUGCAAUGGUGGAACCGAACCGAAUUGCGGGAGGAAAGUGUACCGUGGCGGACAUUGUGGUGAAUCAAGGCCCCACAGCUGCACUCCCGAGUGGCAUUCCCACCUACACGGUCGAGAUCAUGAAUGUCUGCUUCACUGGUUGCGACAUCUCCAGCAUUCAUCUGAACUGUGGCUGGUUCAGCUCUGCCCACCUCAUCAACCCCAAGAUCUUCAAGCGGCUUGGCUACAACAAUUGCCUGGUCAAUGACGGAAAACCCUUGGAGAAUGGUGGGACGAUUUCUUUCCAGUAUGCCAACACCUUCCCCUACCAUCUUGCAGUCUCCUCAAUAGCCUGUCCUUAGUAACAUAGUUUGAGACUUUUACCAAUCCGAUCCACUACAUAUAUAGGUGUUAAAGCAUUCAUAUAAAGUACCCAGAGCAGGAAUUAGUUAGCAGUUAUUACUCUAAUAAAACUCUAUACCCUUUUUUGUGUU